AUGUCUCGGUCUCGACAUGCUAAGGAUAUGGAUAAGAAUACAAGAUAUUUUCAUCAAUUAGCCUCGGCUAAAAGGAGGAAUAACAGAAUUAAUGAUGCGCUUUUACUGCAUGGGAGGUUGGUACGAAAUCAGGCUAGAAUAAAGGUGGCAAUUAGAGGGUUUUAUAAAGAUUUGUAUCGUAAAGAAUAUGCUCCAUUGAUUGGAUUUCGGGAAGGACUAGUGAUGAAGAUGGAUGAAAAUGAGGCUACAGCAUUAGAAAUAAUGCCCUCUGCUGAAGAAGUCAAAGAGGCUGUUUGGGAUUGUGAGUCUACAAAAGCCCCAGCCUCUAUGUCGACUCUGAUUAAUGGGACACCGUCCAAGCCGUUCAAGAUGGAGAGAGGUCUAAGACAAGGGGAUCCUUUAUCUCCUUUCCUGUUUGUCCUUGUGGUUGAUGUAUUACGUAGGAUGGUGGCAGAAGCAGUCAGGAAUGGACGUAUAUCCCCACUGCUGGUUGGGAGGGAUAACAUAGAACUGUCACACUUUCAGUUUGCGGAUGACACUAUUUUGUUUUGCCCACCAGAGACAGAGACAAUCUUGAAUUAUAAGAGGCUCCUGCUAUACUUUGAACUCAUGUCAGGACUAAGUAUCAACUUUGACAAAUCGAAUUUGAUUUUCGUUAAUUGUGAGUCAGAGUGGGUGACGAAUAUAUGUGGGAUACUAGGAUGUACUGAAGCAGUUCUACCCGUAAGAUACCUGGAAAUCUCCUUAGAAGCAAAUCCUCGAUUAGUGAAGACAUAG
Messenger RNA from Arachis stenosperma, 777 nucleotides. RefSeq lists its product as uncharacterized. The coding region runs from base 1 to 777 and encodes 258 amino acids. The record is from RefSeq and is a predicted model, not a curated record. The transcript has 2 exons. NCBI's taxonomy places the organism in Eukaryota, Viridiplantae, Streptophyta, Magnoliopsida, Fabales, Fabaceae.